CCGGAUAACGUUUCAAUGUUUUGAGUUCGCCGCCUUUUCUUCAGCCACAACACGUAAAUCGCUGGAAAUAUGUGCCACUACUAGUCGGGGCGGUUUUAUCUAGCUGUAGUUUGUGCUAAACCUAGACAGAAUGUUGACCUCCGAACUCGUCCAGCUGGUGCUGCUGUUCGGAUCAGGGUCGAUAUUUUUCCUGUUCGUCGUGCUGGGAAUAGUACUGAAGGUAACCACCACCCCAUUCCCGAAAAUUGUUCGCCACAAAGAUGAGCAAUUCUAUCGUGAUCCAAAUACCGGCGAGAAUCGCCGCUUUCCGUCCCUCGAUGACGAACCAACACUCGAGCUGAGUGUGAUUGUACCAGCCUUCGACGAGGAAAAAAGACUGCCCAUCAUGCUGGACGAAUGUCUGGAAUAUUUGGAAACUAGAGCGAAAGCGAAGAAGGACUUUACGUACGAAGUGAUCGUAGUGAGCGACGGAAGCCGCGAUCGGACAGUCGAGGUGGCACUCGAGUAUGCCAAGAAGCUGGGCACCGACAAGCUGCGAGUGCUGGCCCUGGUCGAGAACCGUGGCAAGGGUGGUGCGGUGCGCAUGGGUAUGCUGAGCAGUCGUGGCCGGUUUCUACUAUUCGCGGACGCGGACGGUGCGACCAAGUUUCCCGAUUACGCCAAACUGGAGCAAAGCAUGACCCAACUUAGCGGUGACGAUUGGCACCGUGAUGCGUUGGCGAUUGGAUCGCGGGCCCACCUCGAGCAAGAUGCCACAGCGAAGCGCACCCUGUUCCGCACAAUUUUAAUGCACGGAUUCCACCUGCUAGUGUGGACGUUUGCGGUGAAGCGAGUACGUGACACGCAGUGUGGCUUCAAGCUGCUGACGCGUUCGGCAGCGCGCAAACUGUUCCUCGUGAUGCACGUGGAACGCUGGGCGUUCGACGUGGAGCUGCUGUUCAUUGCCCAAUCCUACCGGAUGCCGAUCGAGGAGAUUGCCGUCAACUGGACGGAGAUCGAAGGAUCGAAGCUGACGCCGUUCUGGUCGUGGCUGCAGAUGGGCCGCGAUCUGAUGCUGAUCUGGUUCCGGUACGCGAUCGGUGCGUGGCAGCUGAAGCGCGAGCAUUCCAACUGAACGACGGCCCGACUCGAAUAAGCAUCGUUUUCCUUUCUCCGUUAGUAAUGAUAAUAUGGCGAAUAAUAAACCGGCCCGAUAGAUGCUGGAAGUCCCUUUAAAAA
Anopheles aquasalis is the source of this 1218-nucleotide messenger RNA. It is a transcript of the gene wol, whose product is annotated as Dolichyl-phosphate beta-glucosyltransferase wollknaeuel. Gene Ontology annotation, cellular component: endoplasmic reticulum membrane. Gene Ontology annotation, biological process: protein N-linked glycosylation. Lineage: Eukaryota; Metazoa; Arthropoda; Insecta; Diptera; Culicidae. The record is from RefSeq and is a predicted model, not a curated record.